UGCAGAUAGAGCCAUAAGAAAUGAAUGCAACUGAUUAUUUCAUGUUUAAUGUUGUUUUUAUAGGCAAUCAUUGAAGCUUUGUUGGUUCCAGGUAUAAUAUGUGUAAUACGUUCAUUUCAAUAAGUUCUGCAAUAAACAUUGAACCAAUCCGGCCCUCCACUAGUACCCAUUUUUUUAUUUUGGCCCACUGUAUUUGAGUUUGACACCCCUGAUAUAGAACAUGUUAGCAAGUCUCGCCUAAUUCAUUUUCUUUGAAAACAGGAAAAUACCUCAAGCCACAGAUCUUCACUCUUCACCUCCCUCGGCCCGGACCAUCUCGUCGUCGUCGUCCUCGUCGUCGUCCUCCUCGUCGUCCUCCUCGUCGUCCUCUUCUUCCUCCUCUUCCUCUUCCUCCUCUUCCUCUUCGUUACAUUCUAAGGUCCGCACAGGAAGUCAUAUCAACUCCUCAAUCAAAACGGCCUCCUCUACCUCCUCCUCCAGUCGAGGUCCAGGAAGACCCCCGACAGCCAUACAGACGGAGAACUCGGGGGUCAGCGGGGGCAGCCUCGCUGGGGGUCACCUGCUCUCUCCAGCUAAGCCUGUGACGGUGCGUUCGGGGGGCUCUGGGCAUCUUAAGAACCCUGUUGGACGCCCCAGCAAGCAGACGAUGAAGCUGCGGGAGGAGGCUGCCACCGCUGCUGCCCAGCGCAAACGCAAAGCCCCCUCCCAGGAGGGUGAGCACUCAGGUCCCGACAGGAACUGUAUACUGCUCCAGGACCGGGGCCGCCCACCUUCUGCGGCCUCCUCCUCUUCAUCCUCUUCUUCUAAAACCCCGAUUUCCUCACCGCUCACACAUGGACAGACCAAUGGCACACUUUCCCCCAGCAGCAAGCCCCGCCCCCAGCCCUCCCCCUCAGAACCCCAUUCACCAGCCGCCAAGGCGGUCUGGACCUACAGACGGACACACACUCCUCUGGGCCAUUCCUCCCCCCCAGACCCGUCGUCCACCAACCACAACUCUCACAGCCGGGCCGGCGGGGGGGACUCAGGACUUCACUUGCAGGGCGGCGGAAGGGGCUGUGAGCACCAGGGGCUUGUGAAGAAACGAAAGGGGGGCGGAAUGGAGGAGCAUUCGCCCUCCAAACCCUCAGUGCACCGCCCCCCCUCCUCCAGCUCCGCCCCUUCCUCCUCCUCUCCGCGCUCCAACUUUUAUCCCUGGAAGGAAAGCAAAGGGGGGGGGCUGGCUGGGGGUGUGGAGAAGAAACUGGGCACACAGAAGCCAAAACUGCACCAUUAAGUGUGCCUGCCUUACAAGAGGGAGCCAGCUCUGCUCAGUCCAAGGUGUGUGUGUGUGUGUGUGUGUGUGUGUGUGUGUGUGUGUGUGUGUGUGUGUGUGUGUGUG
This is a messenger RNA of Notothenia coriiceps (black rockcod), 1381 nucleotides long. RefSeq lists its product as uncharacterized. The record is from RefSeq and is a predicted model, not a curated record. Lineage: Eukaryota; Metazoa; Chordata; Actinopteri; Perciformes; Nototheniidae. Bases 647 to 1276 code for a protein of 209 amino acids. The transcript is spliced from 2 exons.